AGGAGACGCCAUUAGAGGGAGGCGGAGGGGGAUCGCUCUUCGCCGUUCGUCGGGUUCCUGACGUGGUGGCUGGGGCCCUUCAUUCUCGGACUUUCCCUCGGCCUUUCCAGGCUUCGCCCGGAGGCGGGAGUGGAGACGGCGCCCGGAGCCGACAGCUUCGGUGCGGAGGGGCUGCGCCGGCCGCGGCUGUGAAGGCGCUGCGGCGGCUGUGGAGAGCUCGGCGCUGCUCUAGGGCUCCGGCGGCGGGGACGCGACGGGAUGGCUGCGGCCGGCGGCGGCGGGGCGGCGGCCGGGCGAGCCUACUCGUUCAAGGUGGUGCUGCUGGGGGAAGGCUGCGUGGGAAAGACGUCGCUGGUGCUGCGCUACUGCGAGAACAAGUUCAACGACAAGCACAUCACCACUCUGCAGGCAUCAUUCUUAACAAAGAAGUUAAAUAUUGGUGGGAAAAGAGUAAAUCUUGCUAUAUGGGAUACAGCAGGUCAAGAGAGAUUCCAUGCAUUGGGUCCAAUUUACUACAGAGAUUCAAAUGGAGCUAUUUUAGUUUAUGAUAUAACAGAUGAAGAUUCGUUUCAGAAGGUUAAAAACUGGGUCAAAGAAUUACGGAAAAUGUUGGGAAAUGAAAUCUGUUUAUGUAUAGUUGGUAAUAAAAUAGACUUGGAGAAGGAGAGACAUGUUUCCAUUCAAGAAGCAGAAUCGUAUGCAGAAUCUGUGGGAGCAAAACAUUAUCAUACUUCAGCCAAACAGAACAAAGGAAUUGAGGAACUUUUUCUUGACCUUUGUAAAAGGAUGAUAGAAACAGCACAAGUGGAUGAAAGGGCAAAAGGCAAUGGCUCCAGUCAACCAGGAGCUGCAAGGCGAGGUGUACAAAUUAUUGAUGAUGAACCUCAAGCCCAGAGCAGUGGCGGAGGGUGCUGUUCUUCUGGAUAACUGUUCACCCCUAAGGAAUAAAAAAACAAAUAAACUGUGGAUCCUUGCCCUCAACACAAAGACUGCCAUAUUCCAAGUCACAUUAUUUUACCAAUGGAAUUAGAGAGUUAACAGUAUUUUAAAUUACGUUUAUAACACUGCAGAGACCUUAAGUGCUAAACUUAGUGGGGUUCGUGACCAGAGAAUUGGCAUUUUCUACACAUGUUAACAAAGCAAUUACCAAUGGCCUUUUUACAUAUUUUUUUUCUUUAACAAGGAGUAAUAUGCAUGUAGAAAAGACCUACUUAAAGGCUUCAUUUAUAUUCUUUUAAAUCAAAUCUUUAUUUAAUAACUUAUAUAUGUUGUUGGAAUGGUAUACAUUUUUGCAGUCCUUUGUAUUUUGUGGUAGUUUGAAUUGUAUCACUUCUAAACAGCAAACUGUUUUUGUUUUCUUUUUUUUUAAAUUGGCAGAUACCUGAAGUACUAUUUUUGCAGGGUUUGCACAGGCCCCUAACUGUCUACUACACUUUGAUAUAAUCUAUAUUCAUCCUGUAUGCUGAGCUGAUAAAAUACAUUGUAAAUUACAUAUUAAAUAUUUUAUCUGCUUUUACAAGCGCAAGGUGCAAAAAUA
Messenger RNA from Mesoplodon densirostris (Blainville's beaked whale), 1537 nucleotides. RefSeq names its product RAB21, member RAS oncogene family (gene RAB21). The transcript has 7 exons. Bases 259 to 927 code for a protein of 222 amino acids. NCBI's taxonomy places the organism in Eukaryota, Metazoa, Chordata, Mammalia, Artiodactyla, Ziphiidae. The record is from RefSeq and is a predicted model, not a curated record. Gene Ontology annotation, molecular function: GTP binding; GTPase activity. Gene Ontology annotation, biological process: Rab protein signal transduction.